Vigna umbellata (rice bean) is the source of this 732-nucleotide messenger RNA. The record is from RefSeq and is a predicted model, not a curated record. NCBI's taxonomy places the organism in Eukaryota, Viridiplantae, Streptophyta, Magnoliopsida, Fabales, Fabaceae.
AUGUUUGAUGAUUUUCUUCAACAGCUAUGCAAUGAGGAUGAUAUUUUCCCACUGGGAGAGGAUGUUUUCGAUGGUCUUUUACAACCAAAUAAUGAGUCAAAUCCUCUAGAUGAUGUUUUACUAGGAGUUCUUAAAGAGAUGGAAGAAGGAGAAUUGAGAGAAAUGGUGGCAGACACUCCAUCACACAGUGUCACAAAAGACGCAACUCCAACUGUGCCAUUUGCAUCAGAAAACUGUUCAAAUUCCAGUUUUUCAUUUCCUCAAAGCAACCCAAAUGCAUGGAAUCAGCCAAGUGGAAUGAAUAACACCACAGUUGGAUUUGGUAAUAUGAUGUUCCCUGAUACAGCAGGAAACUCAAUGAAUCAAUUUCAAUCACCAAGCUUCCCAAUGCUUACUUGUGGUAGUAGUAGCAGCAGCAUUCACCAACCAUUUCCAAAGCCCCUUCAGUUCCAAGCGAUUGGAAUCACUAUACGAGGUACGCCUGCAAUGAAGCAUCGAUUUAAUCAGGGACUUGUUUCCCCUCCUCCACCAUCUCUCACCGAUUUUCAUAGCUUCGUGUGUGCAUGGCAGGGAUGUUUGAUUGGAAAAAUCUACUCGAAUCGUGAAUCCCUUAAUGUGGCAAAGGCAGUGAGGAAACCAACAUCACCUGUCACGCUUGCUGCUGAUUGGAGGAGUACCCUGAGGAUCGUCUCCUUCUUACCCACAAAGACUGUGAACUAUACACUGAAGUAA